Molecule: messenger RNA, 3733 nt
Organism: Cricetulus griseus (Chinese hamster)
Lineage: Eukaryota; Metazoa; Chordata; Mammalia; Rodentia; Cricetidae
Source: RefSeq, a predicted model, not a curated record
CGCCCUGUUGUGAAGUGGGUGAGUCCGAGUGGCGAAUGGGGUGCAGCUGAGACUCAGGCGCUGGGCUGGAGGCUUAGGAGAUGGUGGUACCCUGGGGGGCCUGGGAAGGUGAGAGGGGAAAGUAGCGUGCUUGUGAGUGUGUGUAUGUGUGUGUGUUUGUGUGUGUGGUGAGGGGCGGGCAGAGGAUGCAGCGUCUGGAGAUGGGUAGGGUCGCCGAGGUUGUCCGGACGAAGAAGACUGAGUUGCAGGGGUCGGCAGUGAGCUGUGGGGAGCACUCCUUCUCCAGGAGUCCCAUGAAGGACACAUUGCCAAUGCAGGAAGUCACUGGAUGAGGACAGCCCCACCUAAGUGAAGCCUUCAGGCCCGGUGAUGGCUGUGGCCUCGCCUCCACUAGAGUCUGAAGACCUCCUGAUUGUAAAACUGGAGGAGGACUCAUGGGGAUCAGACGCCAAACACCAGCAGGAGGUCCAGGGCCGUAUCCCCGGCCCCGAGGUUUCCCGCCUGUGUUUCAGACAGUUCCAAUACCAGGACGCAGCUGGACCCCAUGAGGCCUUCAGCCAGCUCUGGGCUCUCUGCUGUCGUUGGCUGAGACCCGAGAUCCGCCUCAAAGAGCAGAUCCUGGAAUUGCUGGUCCUGGAGCAGUUCCUGUCCAUCUUACCCAGGGAGGUGCAGACCUGGGUGCAGGCACGACACCCCGAGAGUGGGGAGGAGGCUGUGGCCCUGGUGGAGGAUUGGCAUCGAGGGGCCCUGGCUACCAGACAGCAGGGACUGGAGCUAUGUGCUGAAGAGUCCAGAUCCUUUGAAGCAGUUCCAGAGUUUCAGAGCUUCCAGCUGCAGCCAGUGGCUCACUGCUCUGAGGCACAGCCCCAGAAAGAGUGGAACACACACCCAGACCUUUCCAAGGUGCCGCCUCAGCUCUUGAAAGAGAGUGUGGUCCAUAUACCCCAAGCCCCAGCUAUUCCAAAACCGGGGAGCACUGGAGAUUGGGAGGUGGCAGCCAAGUCCCAGGAAGCCUGGAGCCCCCAUAGACAAACCAAGGAGAAGGUCUGCCAGGACCCUGCAGGAGAUGAUUAUGGAAACAGUAUGUGCCUGGGAGUUCCAGUUUCAAAGCCAAGUGUCACCUCCCAGCAUGAGCAAGGACCAGAGAUUUUGGGUCUGAGCCUUAUAAAUUCUGGGAAUGGGAGUCCUGCAGAUUAUAGCUUGGACAGUGAGCAAAACAAGCCAGCCCAGGAGGACUCCAGGGCCUGGGAAGAACAAUGCCAGUGUGAUGGGGAGGACGUGAAGGUGUCGGGUGUGCACUGGAGCUAUGAGGAGACCAAGACCUUCCUGGCAAUUUUAAGUGAAUCUCCUUUCUCUGAAAAGCUCCGGACUUGUCACCAAAACCGCCAGGUAUACCGGGCUAUUGCAGAGCGCCUGAGGGAGCGGGGCUUCUUUCGGACCCUGGAGCAGUGUCGCUACAGGGUCAAAAACCUUCUACGGAAUUACCGGAAAGCCAAGAACAGUCACCCACCAGGAACGUGCCCUUUCUACGAGGAGCUGGAGGCUCUGGUGAGGGCUCAGGCAACUAUCAGAAGAACCUCAAGUGGGCCAGGAGAAGCUGUGGCAUUCCCCAGGCUGGGUGACAGUGACACUGAGAUGGAUGACCAAGAGGAAGGGAGCUGGGAGCCCGAGGAGGCAACAGAAGACUGCAAUGGUUCUGGCCUGGCCACGGAGGAGUCUGUCCAGGGUCCCAGGAUUUCAGGGGGCCCAGCCGUGCUCCCGAGCCGCAUUGCAAGACUGUCUCUUGAAAGGGGGAGAGAGGAUGCCUUGGCUGACCUUCCUAGCAUACCUCUGAGAAGCAAGUUUGUGUUUUCAGCAGGUGUGCACUGGGGCUUCGAGGAGACCAAGGCCUUCCUGGCAAUUCUCAGUGAGUCCCCAUUCUCUGAAAAACUUCGUACCUGUCACCAGAACAGCCAGAUAUACCGGGCUAUCGCAGAGCGGCUGUGUGCGCUGGGUUUCCUGCGGACACUGGAGCAGUGUCGCUACAGAUUCAAGAACCUUCUUCGAAGCUACCGGAAAGCCAAGAGCAGCCGUCCACCAGGGACCUGCCCCUUCUACGAGGAGCUGGACUCACUGAUGAGGGCUCGGACUGUGAUCAGGGCCAUGGAGAUAGUAGGAGAAGCCAGAGGUCUUCCUGGAUCUGGGCAGAGUGGCACUGAGGCUGAUGACCAAGAGGCCUGGGGUGAGAUGGAAGAUGAAGAUGCCAUUAAACUUCUGCCAGAUUCCCAAACUCCAGAUACAGGGUUUGAUUGGAAGCAUGAGGACGAAGACCAAACUUCAGAGCAGGAUGUUUUUGGUGAUUUGCCUGGAGCAUUAUCAAAAUAUACCACAGAAGCCGUUUGCCAGCCUCCUGACUGGGGGGAGGACAAUGACAAUGAGAAUGAAGAUGAAGAUGAGGGGGAGUGGAGGAGUGCUCCCCUGUGGGAAGAGUGUUCCUCUGAGGAGGACUUGGAAAAACUCAUUGACCAUCAAGGCCUAUACCUCACAGAGAAAGCCUACAGAUGUGACACGUGGGUGAAAAACUGCAGUAGGAGCUUCCACUUCAUGGCCCAACCCGGAACCUACCCAGGGGAGAAGCCCUACAAAUGUCUUGAGUGUGGAAAAAGUUUUAGUGAGCGCUCCAACCUCAGUGCCCACCAGAGAACCCAUGCUGGAGAGAAGCCCUCCAGAUGCCUGGAGUGCGGGAAAGGCUUCAGGGACCACUCCAGUCUCAUCGCCCAUCAGAGAAGCCAUACAGGGGAGAAGCCCUAUACAUGUGGGGAGUGUUGGAAAAGCUUCAAGCAGAUCUCAAACCUACUGAAACAUCAGAGGCUCCACUCUGGAGGAAAUCCUGACCAGUGUAAUGAGCCUGGGGAGAACUUCAGCCAAAGUCCAUCUUUUAGUGCUCAAUGGAGAAGUUCUUCACAGGAGAUACCCAAAGAAGCUCAGGAUGUCAGUGGAAGCAUGAACUCUCCCGGACCCUGCAGCACCAACUCAGGGGAGAAGCUGUAUCCAUGUCCUGAGUGUGGAAGGUGUUUCUCUAAGAGCUCUGCCCUCAUCAGCCACCAAAGAAUCCACACAGGUGAGAAGCCUCAUGAAUGUAGAGAGUGUGGGAAGAGCUUCAGUAAGAGCUCCACCCUGGCCAACCACCAACGGACGCACACCGGCGAGAAGCCAUAUAAGUGUGCAGACUGCGGAAAGUGCUUCAGCGAGCGCUCCAAGCUCACCACCCACCACAGAGUCCACACGGGGGAGAAGCCCUACAGAUGCCUCGAGUGUGGGAAGUUCUUCCGCGACCGCUCCAACCUCAUCACUCACCAGAGAAUUCACACCGGAGAGAAGCCGUACAAGUGUGGAGAGUGCGGAAAGCGCUUUAAUCAGAGCUCCAGUCUUAUCAUUCAUCAGAGGAUUCAUACCGGGGAGAAACCCUACAAGUGCACGGAGUGCGGCAAAGACUUCAACAACAGCUCACACUUCAGUGCCCACCGCAGAACCCAUGCUGGAGGGAAAGCAUUGUAGGCAACACCUCCUCCCAACAGAAGAGCAAUAAUGUCUAUUUAUAUCUCAUGAUCAUUUCUAAACAUGCUAGAAAAGAAACCUUUCUGUGUCUAAGCUUGGUGUGUACUUAGAGAUGUAUCUAAGAUGUAUCUCUCUUAUAAAGUCAGGUAAUAUGGAUGUGAUUUACACCUACAAGGAUUAAGAUUUGGAGAUACUU